Messenger RNA from Colletotrichum karsti, 903 nucleotides. Its product is annotated as low-density lipoprotein receptor ywtd repeat-containing protein. The record is from RefSeq and is a predicted model, not a curated record. The transcript has a single exon. Lineage: Eukaryota; Fungi; Ascomycota; Sordariomycetes; Glomerellales; Glomerellaceae. The coding region runs from base 1 to 903 and encodes 300 amino acids.
AUGGGUUCGCAGCCGCAACAACGUCUUUACAUUCUGGAUACCGACCUGUCACAUCCCGGUCGGCAAAAGCGUUGCGGCCGCAUCUUAUCGUGUGCUGCUGAUGGAAGAGACUUUCAGACUGUCAUCAGCGACAUGGAAACGCUCCCUGAUGGCAUUGCUAUCGAUCAUUCGAAGGGCCACAUGUACUGGACCAACAUGGGCACUAGCUUCAAGUCUGAUAGUGGCUCUAUCGAGAGGGCGAGCUUAGACGGGUCUGAUCGGAAGACUGUUGUUCCUCCCGGUACCCUGGGGGUUUUCACGCCAAAACAAAUCACCAUCGCAACCCGGAGCCGAAAGCUGUACUGGUGUGAUCGAGAGGGCAUGAAGGUCAUGCGCGCCGAUAUCGACGGUUCCAACAUCGAAGUUCUCGUGUCAACCGGCAGCACAGAAGAGGACCGCUUGGAUCAAAACAACUGGUGCGUUGGCAUCGCUGUUGACGAGGAACAUGGGUACUUCUACUGGACACAGAAAGGUCCAUCGAAAGGAAACCAAGGUCGCAUACUUCGGGCACCACUUCAAUGCCCUGCUGGGGAGGAACCACGGAGGCCCGAGGUUGUCUUCGAGAAGCUUCCAGAACCUAUCGAUCUCGAAAUAGAUGAAGAGACUGGGACGCUGUAUUGGACAGAUCGUGGCGACCCCCCAACCGGCAACACUUUGAAUCGAGCGCAUGUGGCCACCAUGGGACGUCAAGAGACGUUGGCAAUUCGCCUGCACGAAACGAUUGGCCUGGCUUUGGAUAAGAAUGCGGGUGUUGUAUUUGUGACUGAUCUGUCAGGUGGUGUCUACGCUGUAGACGUCAAGACCAAAGAGAAGACAGUCCUUUUUGCGGAGUUGGGGGACACCACAGGGAUCGCGUUGGCAUGA